AUGUCUAAUUUAUCCAACCAGCAAGCUCCUCCACCAGCGCCAGACCCUAGGAACGCCGAUCCACUCCUGGCGGUCCUCCGACAAGAGCUUGGUCUCAACUGGGAAUUAUACAAAGAGUUCUUGAUGAGUAUCAAAGCCGCAAUCCUCGUCGGCGACAAUGCCGCCCCACUGAUCAACCAGAUGGGACCUUUGAUACAGAAUCGAGCUUGCCACGUCGCUCACCAGGGUGUGUUAUUCUUACUGAAAGAUUUGGAAAUGAAAUGCCGCGCCACAGGUAAGACGACUGAAGUCUCCCAUUCACCUCCACUUGGCCCAAACUGGUCAUCUAUGCCACCUCCAGUCGCAAACAUGGUACCGCGUCUACAUCCGCCAUCAAGAACGUCCGUAGACCGAGUUGUACGCAACUAUUCUAGCCAAAACGCCUCAGCGCCCCGGGCACGCCCAGCUCCCGCUCCUGUUCCCAACCGACCUAGAUCCAACGUCGCGACCGCCACUCGACAUCAUCCACACAGUCAGCAAGCUCCACAGUCAACUCCUAGUCACGGCAUUGUAAUGUUCAUUGAUCCAAACUUCAAACGCGACGUCCAAGAUUUCUUUGGUCUUCCUGGCCGUCCCCGACUCACUGCUAUCUCGUACCACGAAUUUGACUCUGUACCGCACUAUGAGCCUGGUAUCGAUGAUCUUGCUUUGUGGAGGAAGAAGGUAGAAGCAGAGAUAGAGGAUGUCAUGUAG
Messenger RNA from Bipolaris oryzae ATCC 44560, 732 nucleotides. RefSeq lists its product as uncharacterized. The record is from RefSeq and is a predicted model, not a curated record. The coding region runs from base 1 to 732 and encodes 243 amino acids. Lineage: Eukaryota; Fungi; Ascomycota; Dothideomycetes; Pleosporales; Pleosporaceae. The transcript has a single exon.